Rattus rattus (black rat) is the source of this 2468-nucleotide messenger RNA. RefSeq names its product protein kinase cAMP-dependent type I regulatory subunit beta (gene Prkar1b). Gene Ontology annotation, molecular function: cAMP-dependent protein kinase regulator activity. Gene Ontology annotation, biological process: regulation of protein phosphorylation. The transcript has 11 exons. NCBI's taxonomy places the organism in Eukaryota, Metazoa, Chordata, Mammalia, Rodentia, Muridae. Bases 144 to 1289 code for a protein of 381 amino acids. The record is from RefSeq and is a predicted model, not a curated record. Gene Ontology annotation, cellular component: cAMP-dependent protein kinase complex.
CAGGCCUCAGCUUUAGAGUGGGCAGGCACUGAAUGAGACUUCCCCCUCUCCAGGGUGACAGCUCAGACAGAGCUGUGCCCUGAGCAGAGCAUCUGGGCCCUGGAGGAGCAGCACCAGCCAGGACUGUAGAAGACAUUCUGAACAUGGCCUCCCCAUCAUGCUUCCACUCAGAGGACGAGGACUCUCUGAAAGGAUGCGAGAUGUACGUGCAGAAACAUGGUAUCCAGCAGGUGCUCAAAGAAUGCAUCGUGCACCUCUGUGUUGCCAAGCCAGACCGGCCACUGCGAUUCCUCCGAGAGCACUUUGAGAAGUUGGAGAAGGAGGAAAACAGGCAGAUCCUGGCUCGGCAGAAGUCAAACUCACAGUGUGAUUCCCACGAUGAGGAGAUCUCCCCAACACCUCCAAAUCCUGUGGUAAAGGCGCGUCGUCGACGGGGUGGCGUGAGUGCUGAAGUCUACACUGAGGAAGAUGCCGUCUCCUAUGUGAGGAAGGUCAUUCCCAAGGACUAUAAGACCAUGACUGCGCUGGCCAAGGCCAUUUCUAAGAACGUGCUCUUUUCUCACCUGGAUGACAACGAGAGAAGCGACAUAUUCGAUGCCAUGUUUCCUGUCACCCACAUCGAUGGGGAAACAGUCAUACAGCAAGGGAACGAAGGAGAUAAUUUCUACGUGAUUGACCAAGGAGAAGUAGACGUAUAUGUGAACGGGGAGUGGGUGACCAACAUCAGUGAGGGGGGAAGCUUCGGGGAGCUGGCCCUCAUCUACGGCACCCCCAGAGCGGCUACUGUGAAGGCCAAAACGGACCUCAAGCUCUGGGGCAUCGACCGUGACAGCUACAGGCGCAUCCUCAUGGGAAGCACACUGAGGAAACGCAAGAUGUAUGAGGAAUUCCUCAGCAAAGUCUCCAUCUUAGAGUCUCUGGAGAAGUGGGAACGCCUCACUGUAGCUGAUGCCCUGGAGCCUGUGCAGUUUGAAGAUGGAGAGAAAAUCGUUGUGCAGGGGGAGCCUGGGGAUGAUUUCUACAUCAUCACAGAGGGCACUGCUUCAGUCCUCCAGCGACGAUCCCCCAACGAGGAGUAUGUGGAAGUGGGGCGCCUUGGACCCUCUGACUACUUUGGAGAGAUUGCCCUGCUGCUGAACCGGCCCCGUGCAGCCACUGUGGUGGCACGGGGUCCCCUCAAGUGUGUGAAGUUGGACCGGCCUCGUUUUGAGCGUGUCCUGGGCCCCUGCUCUGAGAUCCUGAAGAGAAACAUCCAGCGUUACAACAGCUUCAUCUCCCUAACUGUCUGAGCUUGUAUUCCACCUGCACCCUUGGGGGCCUCCCCACGUGGCCCUGUGACCCAUUCCCUAUGCCAGGGGCCUGGGAGCUGCUGGUUAGUGGCUGGGUGGGGCUGGUGCCUAGCACGGAGCCUCUCCUUUCUCUGGACUCAAUUUUGGAGUAAAUAACCAUCUUGUGCUUUUUAAAAACAAAGGGCAAGUGGCAACUGCAUCCCCAGACCAGGGAAGCAACAGCUGGCUCCCACAGUGGCCCUGUAGCCUUAUCUUGGGGCCACCCUAUCCCCUUUCCAAGUCUUCUGGGAAUUCUUGUCUGAUCCCCGUACUUGAACUGGCCCUGUCUCCUGCCAGGUCUCAAGAGUGGAGCUGUGGCUACCCUUGUAGCUUUCCCCCAGAGCUGGGAGUUAGUCAGAACACUGUCCCUGGUCCUUGUAAGCUUCUCCGAGGUCUAGGCCCAGGUGUAAUAGUAAGCUAUGGCCCCAGAAAGUCAGGAGGUGGUAGCUGAGCCCACUCAUUUACUCUCAAAGCUCUUGGAAAGUCUGUUUCUGGGUAGGCCAGGCACCCCUGACCUCAUGUCAGGACAGUUGGCCAAGCCUGUGACCCCUUACUGGCUGGAUGCCCAGAUUGGGCAGGAAGUAUGGCUGAUGGUGGGGCUUUCCAAACGUGGUGAGUGAGUCUGGGCUGACUUCUCAUCUCCUGGAGCCCAGGAGCUAUGUCAACCUGCCUAUUGGAGACCCAAAGGGACAGCAAGGAACUCCAACUUGCUGGUUAAGGCUGUAGGUUUGAGCCUUCCCAGACCCUCUGUGUAAUGCCUGAGUCCCUGUCCCCUGACUCCCAAACCUCUCUGCUCCCUUACAAGAGGGGAUAAUAUAUUGAACCCAGGCUUGACCCCACAUCCCUAAACCAUCAACAGUGGAGUGUGAUAUGAGCCAGCCAGUGUCCACAACUGCUCAGUGUCCUCUGGAUGACCAGCAUGUCAUGAGACAGUGUGAUCAACCUUUAUCUGCCCCGCUGUGCACGUCUAGGUGACCCUUCCAGCUGACCAUCAGCUCCCUGCUGUGUGGCCCUGGCCAUGUGUGUCUUGCCUGCACUGUGGACUAUCUGUGGAUUCUGUGGCCCUGUUCCCCCAUCCCCUAUUUAUGUCACCAAGUGCUGCAUGAACUAUUAAAUGUGCAAUGAAGAACCCUUUCCCAA